AUGGCAAUGUUGCAAUGCGGAAGGUUGGCCCUGUCCACUGUACGGGUUCGAUGCCCCCUUACCAAACUCUGGUCGUCCAGAGCGACAAGAUGCGCAGUUCAUCCCGUAGCUACCUGGCAGAGACACGACUUUGGUUCAGCGGUGCAACGAUCUCUUUCUACGAGGCAACGAGAGAAUCAAACCUUCGUGGUUCCGUCUAUUAAUGAUCCUGUUGCGAUUAUCCCUCAGUGGGCAGAUUGUAUUUGGUGGGAAGAUUCGGAAAGAGUGGAGCUGGUGAAAGAGUGUCGAGUGGAGAAGAAAUACUUCUUUCAGCUCAUUGACAUUUACAACCAAUAUAACGCCUUGGACUUUGAUCGCAAUAAGAAGGAAUGGUACAUUCGACUUGACGACCUCCCUGAUUUCUUUGGUGCUGGCAAAGUUGUGGAGCUCAGAGAGAAGCUUCGUCGACUAAACUUCGACUUGGGAAGGUUUCCAUUUUUUGAGACAGAGGACGAGGUGUCCAGAGCUGUUGAAGGGAUCCAUUUCAGGUUUAAAACGGAUGUGGUGGCUAUCGUUCUGAGCGGAAAGGAUUUCCUGAUCAUCUGCCCAGCUCGGAACAAAGACAUCGAAGAUGUGAUAACACAGCAAUUGACUGGUGUCAUUGAGCACACUACCAGUGCCGCAGUGCCGCUUCACUAUAACCAGCACGUUGAAACGACCGAGGCGUAUCGAACACUUGAUGUGUGGCUUGUUGCUGAGCUUCUUGAGCGCUUAGAGGGACACCUCGAGGUAUCUUUGGUCGUAUGCCCUGACACGCAGUUGAGCUUGGAUCGUCGCCAUCAUUACAAAUCAUCUUUGCAAGAGCCGAUCCCGCGACUAAAAACCUUAAUGCCCCCAGGUUUCACCUUGUUUCCACACCAAAACGAGGGCGUCAGAUUCCUUCAAAACAACAAUGGGCUUGGAAUUCUUGCUGACGAAAUGGGGCUCGGGAAAACCGCCACGACCUUGGCUUAUUUAGCACUGGAAGGGAAGCGCGCAGUAGUGGUCUGUCCGAAGAAUGUGAGAGAGGUGUGGGAGGACGACGCAGUCAAAAAGUUUCCAACGUUUUUUGAAGGCCGAACGGUCAGGCUAGGAGUGGAUCGGAAGGAGAGAAAUCACGAGACUGAGGACCGAUUGUCGAGAGCUCGUCUUGCAAUUGUUAACUAUGAGGCAUUCGAUAAGUUUCUCUCAGCUAUUCUAAAUGCCAAGUUUCAUUGCCUCGUCUUGGACGAAUCACACUUGGUAAAGAAUCCCAAGACAAAGAGAACCAAGGUUGUUCUCGAGUGCAAAGACGGUUUUGAGCACCGGAUCCUAUUGUCGGGUACUCCGUUGAAGAAGGGCGUGUACGACAUGCUAACACAAUUGCACAUAGUCACGGGAGAUGGAAUGGACGAAAUUCCAGAUAGGUGCCCUGGGGCACUUUGGAACUGGAUGAAAGAACGUGGCGUAUAUUUGAAAAGAACGAUUGCCGAGGAAAUGCCUCAUCUUCCGUUCGAUGAACCUCAGCUGGUGUUUGUGAAGAUGGAAGCGAAGGGUGAUCCUUUCGAGGAGGUUGCCGAGGUCAACAUCCUAAAAAUCGUGCUAAAAAGACUGCUGGAAUCUGCUUUGGGGAAAGUAACAGACACCUGUGAGCAAGCAAUCAAGCUCUUGCGCGAAGAACCUGGCAGCAAAGCUAUCAUCUUCACAGAGCGGAAGGUGUGUCUUCGUAAAAUCUUUUCAUACCUGGAAGAGCUUGAACCCGGAAUUGCCAGUGCACACGAUGGAGACCUUGGCACUUCCGAAAGAGAUCGGACUAUUGAUGAUUUCCGUGAUCCAAAUUCCCCAAAACGCAUCUUGGUAUCAACCCGACACUCCUUGGCCGCUGGAGUGAAUCUUCAAUGUGCGAACAUCGUCUUGUUCAAUGAUCUGCCGUGGUCGCCUGCCGAAAUCGCACAGGCUGCAGGGAGGGUGAAACGACUGAACCAAAGGAAACAGGUGCAAGUGCUUUGGAUGGUUGCUACCGAUACCGGUGGGAACUACUGCUUCGAUGAAAACUUGAUGUACAUUUUGCAACGAAAGUUUGAGCUCCAGCUACAAUAUGCUGAAGGAAAGAAUGUACUCUCUGAACAGGAUCAAAAGUGGAUGAACAAAGGUGUCUCCAUGCAUGAGAUUGCAGGCAUCCAAAAACCAAUCAAGAAACGACAGAAGCGAUGA
Seminavis robusta is the source of this 2211-nucleotide messenger RNA. The record is from the annotation of a GenBank genome assembly. Lineage: Eukaryota; Bacillariophyta; Bacillariophyceae; Naviculales; Naviculaceae.